AACUGGAUUCCAUAGCCUCGACUCUCGAGAACCGCGUUCUUUUUCCUUUGACAAUAUGCUGCCAAUCAUUCCAUAAAUUUCUUUCCACGUUCGUAGAACCACUCGAACAGCAAUGGCUUUUUAUUCCCUCUCCCAACCCUUCUUCUUAUUGCUGCUUCUUCCAACAUUUGUUGUUUCUCAGACAUCUAAUAUCACUUUGGGAUCAUACCUUGUGGCUUCUAAAGAGUCACCUUCAUGGAAAUCUCCUUCUGGUGAUUUUGCCUUCGGAUUUUACCAGCUUCAGAAUCAAGACCAUUUCCUGCUGGCCAUUUGGUUCGACAGAAUUCCCAAUAGAACGACUGUUUGGUAUGCAAACGGAGAUAAUCCGGCAUCACAGGGAUCAAAGGUUGAGCUUACUAGAGAUGGCAAACUCACAUUAACUUCCCCAAAUGGUCUAAUCCUUUGGAACGCCACAUCCACAGUUGAUACUGAUGGCACUGCUUCUUCCGUUGAGGGGGCUGCUUAUGCUGCUUUGCUAGACACCGGUAACUUUGUUCUUGUUCGUAAAGAUUUUACUUACGCAUGGGAGAGUUUCAACAAUCCUGCAGACACCCUUUUGCCAACUCAAGAACUGAAGCUUGGUGGAAUUUUGUCUUCUAAACAGACGCCAAGCAAUUACUCGAGGGGAAGGUUCCAGCUCCACUUGCUACCAAAGGGUAACCUUGUGCUUGACACCAUUUCCUUGCCCAAAGCAAAUGAAAAUGCUGCCUAUUACAUCAGCAACACUUCUGAUAUUGCUAAUAGCGCAAAUUCUGGUCAAAGGUUAGUUUUCAACGAAUCAGGCCACAUCUACAUUGUCCUAAGGAAUGAGAAGAUUGUUAACCUGAGUGACCAAGUGCCUUCACAGGAUUAUUAUUACAGAGCAACACUUGAUUUUGAUGGAAUUUUGACAGAAUAUGCCUAUCCCAAACCUCAAAGAGCUGGGAAUGCUGAUCAGUCCUGGUCCCCUGUCUGGUCCACUCCUUCUGACAUUUGUCAGGCAAUGAAUGGUGAUGAGGGACUUGGUUCGUGUGGCUAUAACAGCUACUGUACAAUUGGCAAUAACGGACGGCCAAGUUGUCAAUGCCUCCCUGGCUUCAAUUUCUCUGAUCCAGACAACAAGUUCAAUGGAUGCAUUCAGGACAGGAUACAAGAUUGCAAUCCGGGUCCUUCAAAAGCAGAGGAUUUGUAUGAUAUGCAUCAGUUACCAAACACUUACUGGCCAAAGUCUGCAAAUUUUGAACGGACGCAAUCAAAUGAAGAUGAAUGCAAUCAAUCUUGUCUCUAUGAUUGUGAAUGUGUGGUUGCUGUACUCAAAGAAGGAUUCUGUUAUAAGAAGAAGCUGCCGCUAACAAAUGGCAUAGUGGACAGGAGCGUCAAUGGCAAAGCAUUCAUAAAGGUAGCAAGAUCUAAUGCUUCUAAUUUUCUGAAUCCUAAAGGAUCUAGAGUGCUUCAACUGCAGAAGAAAGAUCAAUCAACUCCAAUUCUGGUGAGAUCAUUUCUUUUAGGUGGCUCAGCAUUUAUCAAUUUCCUGCUCAUAAUUGCAAUCUCUAUACUAGCUAUCUGGUCUUGCAACAAGAAACAGAAACCGAGUCAAAUGUCAAGCCUCUUGGAAAGUAAUCUACAGUCUUUUACUUACCAAGAUCUUGAGGAAGCUACAGACGGGUUCAAGGAAGAACUCGGGAGAGGUUCUUUUGGAAUUGUGUAUAAAGGUGUUUUGCACCCUCCUCAUUCAACAAUUUGCAUCGCUGUGAAAAAAUUAGACAAGAUAACGCAAGAAGGUGAGAAGGAAUUCAAAACAGAGGUGAAUGCAAUUGCCAAAACUCUUCACAAGAAUUUGGUCAGAUUGAUGGGAUUCUGUGAGGAAGGGCCGCACAAGCUUUUGGUAUAUGAGUUCAUGAGCAAUGGAACACUAGCUAGUCUCUUGUAUGGAGAUUGUAGACCUACAUGGAAGAGUCGCACUCAAAUGGCAUUUGAGAUUGCAAGAGGGCUAGUGUAUUUGCAUGAGGAGUGCAGCAUACCCAUUAUCCACUGCGACAUUAAGCCUCAAAACAUACUCUUGGAUGACUCAUUCAUUCCAAGAAUCUCAGACUUUGGAUUGGCAAAGCUUCUUAUGAGCAACCAAACUCGCACCACAACAGCAAUCAGAGGUACAAAGGGAUAUGUUGCUGCAGAAUGGUUCCGCAACAUGCCAAUUACAACAAAGGUUGAUGUUUAUAGUUAUGGGGUGAUGCUACUGGAGAUCAUUUGUUGCAGGAAAAACUAUGAAGAAGAACGAGAAAAUGAGGAGGAAGCGAUACUAACAGAUUGGGUCUAUGACUGCUAUAAAGAGAGAAGAUUGGAUAAAGUAGUGGAGAAUGAUGAGGAGGCGAUAAAUGACAUGACAAAGGUGGAAAGGCUAGUGAUGGUGGCAAUUUGGUGCAUACAAGAAGAUCCCUCUUUAAGACCUUCCAUGAGAAAGGUCACUCAUAUGCUUGAAGGAGUUGUCCAAGUUCCUAUGCCCCCAUGUCCUACCCCUUUUACUUCUUUAUGCUAAAGCUGUAUGCCCUUUUGCCCCAAUGUCCACGUCAUGCAUAUCAAUAUAUCAUCUUGUGCUUCUACAAAAAUGAAAGAGGUAUGAA
This is a messenger RNA of Rubroshorea leprosula, 2639 nucleotides long. Lineage: Eukaryota; Viridiplantae; Streptophyta; Magnoliopsida; Malvales; Dipterocarpaceae. The record is from the annotation of a GenBank genome assembly.